AAAAAAAAACCAUCUCCUCAUCGCCCCCACGCACCUUCUUCCCCAAACCCGAACGCCCAAUCUUCCCCACCAUCUCCUCACCGCCAUCCACCUCCAUCCCAACCUCUCCUCACCGCCUCCCCAUACUCUCUUUCUCUCUCGCCCCCCUCUCUCUCUUUGAACGAACUUAGGCCCUGAAAGUUUUAGCUGCGAUAAGAAUUGCUAAACAAGCAAUCAGCUCCUCCUAAUUUUCGUUGAGUUUCUUCUUCUUCUCCUUCCUUCUGCUCAGACAACAAGCCAUUGUCACUGUACCACGCUCGAGUGCAACUUCAAUGUCGAGUUUCAUGGCUGCUGCAAAUGUAAAUUCAAAUUCAAAUCCAAAUCCAAACAAGUCCUUUGAGGUCGCUCAACCUCCAAACGACUCCAUAUCAAGCCUAAGUUUCAGUCCCAAAAGCAACAUUCUGGUCGCCACCUCCUGGGACAACCAGGUGCGAUGCUGGGAGAUACUCCAGAGCGGAACAAAUCUUGCCAGUCAGCCCAAGGCAGCGAUAUCCCAUGACCAUCCGGUUUUGUGCUCAACUUGGAAAGAGGAUGGAACGACUGUGUUCUCUGGAGGUUGUGACAAGCAAGUUAAGAUGUGGCCUUUGGGUGGCCAGCCAGUAACUGUUGCCAUGCAUGAUGCACCCAUUAAAGAGAUUGCUUGGAUCCCUGAGAUGAGCCUCUUAGUCACAGGAAGCUGGGACAAGACUAUGAAGUAUUGGGACGUGAGGCAGCCAAAUCCAGUGCAUACCCAACAACUACCUGAGCGCUGUUAUGCUCUAUCAGUGAGAUACCCUCUAAUGGUUGUUGGCACAGCAGACAGAAAUCUGAUUGUUUUUAACUUGCAGAACCCACAGACUGAAUUCAAGAGAAUUCUUUCGCCCCUCAAGUAUCAAACAAGGUGUGUUGCUGCGUUUCCUGAUCAGCAAGGAUUCUUGGUUGGCUCCAUUGAAGGGAGGGUUGGCGUACAUCAUCUGGAUGAACAACAACAAAAUAAAAACUUUACCUUUAAGUGCCAUAGAGAGGGCAGCGAGAUAUACUCAGUCAACUCUCUGAACUUCCAUCCAGUGCAUCACACAUUUGCUACUGCUGGUUCUGAUGGUUCUUUCAAUUUUUGGGAUAAGGAUAGCAAACAGAGACUAAAGGCAAUGUCAAGGUGCAAUCAACCCAUACCUUGCAGUACAUUCAACAAUGAUGGUUCCAUAUUUGCAUAUGCGGUUUGCUAUGAUUGGAGCAAGGGUGCUGAAAAUCAUAAUCCAGCUACCGCAAAGAACUACAUUUUCCUCCAUGUGCCACAGGAAGCUGAGGUUAAGAGCAAACCACGAGUCAACACUGGUGGAAAAAGGUGAAGCUGGUCGACCAGCCAUGUUGGUUAUGAGCUAUUUCUGUAUAUGGAAGUUUUUAGUUACCAAUGUUUGAUCAAGGCUAGCCCUUCUGACAGACGUUUAGGCAGGAAUUUUUUAUUUUUUAUUUUUGGUGAGAGACGGGAAGGUUCCUCUAGUCCUCGUUUUUUGAGUUUCCAUUCCUCUUGAAGCUGCACCCAUCGGUUUGUUCUUAGACUAGGUUGUGCUGCAAAUAUUCCUUUUCUGGAGCUAAAACGAUCUGACUGGAUCUUGUUCUUUUGUUCUGUAAAUUCAUAACCUUAAAAAGCUCACUGACCUCA
This is a messenger RNA of Prunus mume (Japanese apricot), 1681 nucleotides long. RefSeq names its product protein RAE1-like. Gene Ontology annotation, molecular function: protein binding. The record is from RefSeq and is a predicted model, not a curated record. Lineage: Eukaryota; Viridiplantae; Streptophyta; Magnoliopsida; Rosales; Rosaceae.